AUGGCGACUCCACCGAACGAGCCACCAUCACAGAGAUCACGGGGCCAUGAAUUAUUUGGUCGUCAAGCAAAAUUACAUACAGAUUAUCGUGAUCAAUCAUCUGGUCUACCUAUUUCUGAUACUCAUAUACCUUUACCAUCACUUAAAGCAGCUCAUUCGAUAGCAUCACCACCUAAUUUUACAUCAUCUUCUUCUUCAAAUCUACCUCAUCAGCAUUCACCAGUGUUAAUGCAUCUUCGAUCGACUUUAUCGUCAACUGAGUCUUUUGCACAUUCAAGUGAUAAUAAUAUUCAGUUGAUUAGUGUUAAUCGUCGACCUGAAUUAACUUAUAUUAAAGAUUUACCGUUGCCACCAGAACCACCAGCUUAUCAUAGAAUUUCAACAAAAUUACAGGAAACUGAUUUUCCAUUACAUGAUCAUUCUAGAACCGAUGAAUCAGAAAAAAUCAAAAGUGAAGAUGAAAAGCCAAGUCAUUUGAGUCAUACUGCUGCUGUUGAAAAAUUCAAUAAUGAUUCACCAACAUAUGAUGAUGAUAAUGAUGUUAUUCAUGACGAUAAUGCUCAUAAUGAUGAUGAACAAGAAUAUAAUAGCGAAAGUUUUGAUGAAGAGGAGAACAGUCCUAAUAUAAAUGAUCGUGAUGCAAAAACUAACAUUCAUAAUUAUCAAAACGAUAGUGGUAUUCAUACCAUAUCAUCAACUGGAAAUAGUGAUCAACAACAUGAUCAUGAUCAUAGGGAAGAAAAAAUAAACGAAAACCUAUUGCACAUGGCUUGUUCUACACGAGAAGCAGUUAUUGAAGACUACGAUAGUGAUUUUGAUAAUUCAUCGCCUGAAGAUGAUGAACAAUUAACAAAUAAAGAUUCAACAAAUGAAUAUGAAGAGGACGAAAGAACUCACCUUAUUUUACGACAGCAAAGAGUUCUUUGGAGUAUUGUACAAGAAUGGUCGAGAAAAGAACAAGUUUAUUGUGAUGAAUUAAAAAAAAUGAAAGAACAAGUAAAUCAAAUAUUUAUUCCAGGAAAUUUUCAAAGUUUAGUACAAAACUUAUUUGAGCAACAUGGAAAAGUUUAUCAAGAAAUUGAAGACUUAUAUGAUGGUGAUCGUGAACCAGCAACGUUAAUAAGAUACUUAACACACGCUGUUGAAACAUUAAUGGGAACACUUCCAGUGUACGAUGAGUAUAUUCGACUGAAUUUAGCACCUAUUCGAAAAUUAUUUGAAAAACGAAUCAAUACAAAUGCAUUACCAAUUGAAGAUCUUUUAUCCAUUCCUCCAAAACAAUUUCUUCAAAUAUUAUCUCAAGUACAAGAUUUAUAUCAAACAUCACAGUCAUUACAAUCUGGUGAUACAAAAAAUAUGACUCAAUUAUAUUUUCAUGCCGAAAAAUGCAAAUUAUAUGGUAGUCGCCAGGAUGAAAACAUCAAUAAAGUUAUUUUAAAAAGUGAAGAGGUUGCUAUAAUGUCAGCACGAGGACAUCGUGAUCGUUGCCGACUUAUACUCUAUCCUGAUGGUAUUGUUACUUGUACUUUAAAAGCUAAAUUACUUGCAAGUCCAAAAUACACACUGCUUUGGUUUACUCCCAUACUUGAUUUACAAUGGACGAUAUCUCAAAGUGCUUCCGAUGAUACUAGUGAUACCGGUGAUGAAUUAAAAACAAAUCUUAAAUCUGUUUAUCAAGAAUUAGAAAAAACACCAAAAAAUAAUAAUGUAUUAGCAAGUCGUUUAUCGAAAAAUAUUCGUAAACAUGAAAGCGAAUUUAAUUUAGCACAAUCAAAGAUUCAACUUAUCUUGUCGAGUACUUCCGGCGCAUUUCCAUUGGCAACGAUUCUUUUUUCUUCUGCUUAUCAACUACAAGAUUGGGUCGAUAUGAUUGAUAGAACAAAACAAGAACUCAUUCAACGUAGUUCAGCUGCAUUAAAUCAAACUAAUAAUCAACUACGCUUAUCUGAUUCAAUUAUACAAAAACGUCUCGAUUUAAUUAAACCAAAUUUAUCUGAAUCGAAUUCCAUUGAAUCAUCAUCAACUACUCAGACUAUAUCACCUUGCAAAACAUACUCUGGUACAUUAUGUAUUACAAUAUAUAGUAUGCAAGGUCCAGCUCUCUACAAUCCAACAAGACAAUAUCAAACAUUACCAGCGAUGUCAUCAAUGCAACAGCAACAGCAAUUGCAAAAACAUUUUCAAUUUUAUGUCGCUGUUGAAAUCGAUUCCUAUAAUACGUUUAAUACGCAUGCAAAAACACGAACUCAAAAAAUGAUACAACCUGAAUUGGUUGAAUUUAAAGAAGAGGUAUUUCAAAUUGAAUUAGAAUAUUCACUUGCGCUUCGCUUCCUUAUCUAUCGGAUCGAAUCAUCGACAGCAGAUGGUCAUCAUAAUUCGCAGCCAGAAACAUGUAUUGGUAAAUUUCAUCGAGAUAUCGAAACUGCGUUACGUGAAUGCCAACAUAGCCCAAAUCAAGUUACAUAUUUUGAAUCUCCAUCUGGAGAUUUAAAAUUAAAAAUUUCCUUAAACUACUCGCGACGCGAAGGAACAUUCAAACGUCAAGCAUCAAAACGUAGUCUUGCUGUAUUUGGAAAAAGUAUUGAAAAAUUAAUAAGCACACCAAAUGGACAUAUUAAUGGCAUUCCACGUAUCAUUGUUAAAUGUAUUGAAAUGGUCGAACAAGAUGGCUUAGUUGAAACAGGCAUAUAUCGUGUAUGUUGUGUUGCAUCUGAUUUACAAAAACUUCGUGCUCAAUUUGAUCGAGAUUAUCGCCAUGGUGAAGAGAUGUUAGCACAAAAGAAUGUUCAUGUUGCAGCUAAUCUAUUAAAAUUAUUUUUUCGUGAAUUACCCGAGCCAUUAUUUAGCAGUGCAUAUUAUCAACAAUUUCUAAGUGCUGUCCAAUUAACUGAUAUUGACAAUCAACGUGUUAUAUUAGUAAAAACAUUUGAAUUACUAAAUUCGGAUAAUCGAAAAAUUUUAUUAUAUCUAUUCGAUCAUUUAAUUCGCGUUAGUGAAAAUUCACGUACAAACAUGAUGCAUUUAGAAAACUUAGCUGUUGUUUUUGGACCAACAUUAAUGAGACCAUCAAAAUUAAUGAUAGCAAAUUCAGCUAGUAAUCAACCUUCAAACGCUAGUGGAUCAGUGAUGGCAACUGAUCUUGAUCAAAUGUCAUCAGAAUUACAAGGUUCAAUGUAUCAAUGUCAAGUUGUUCUUGCUUGUUUAAAAUUAAGACAAAAUGGAAUGCUAAAAUGA
Molecule: messenger RNA, 3234 nt
Organism: Rotaria socialis
Lineage: Eukaryota; Metazoa; Rotifera; Eurotatoria; Philodinida; Philodinidae
Source: the annotation of a GenBank genome assembly